GUAAUUCACGCCGUGCAUUCUUUCGAUUAUGAGAAACUUAAAGAAUUUCAAGUUAAAGUUAGAGCUCAGGAUGCGGGCUCACCUCCAUUAAGUGGAAAUGUUACAGUUCGUAUUAUCAUCCAGGACCAGAACGACAACGCGCCUCAGAUCCUCUACCCAGUACAGACUGGUGGCUCCUCGGUGGCUGAGAUGGUGCCUCGUUCAGCUGAUGUGGGCUAUCUUGUCACUAAAGUGGUGGCCGUCGAUGUGGACUCUGGACAGAAUGCCUGGCUCUCAUAUAAACUGCAGAAAGCGACAGACAGGGCGCUGUUUGAAGUGGGCUCACAAAACGGGGAAAUCAGAACUAUACGCCCGGUGAGUGAUAAAGACGCCAUGAAACAAAGGCUUACAGUUAUUGUGGAGGACAACGGACAGCCGUCUCGCUCAGCUACAGUCAACGUUAAUGUGAUGGUGGCGGACAGCUUCCCUGAAGUACUCUCGGAAUUCAGUGACAAUACUCACGACAAGGAUUACAAUGACAACCUGACUUUUUAUUUAGUUCUGGCUUUAGCUGUAGUGUCCUUCCUCUUCAUUUUAUCUUUAGUAGUGAUUAUAUCCGUGAAAAUCUAUAGAUGGAGACAAUCACGCAUCUUUUAUCAGUCCAACCUGCCAGUUAUACCGUAUUAUCCAACACUUUACUCAGACGCCGGAGGUACAGGAACUUUACAGCAUAUGCACAACUACGAGGUGUAUAUGACGACUGACUCCAGGAAGAGUGACUGUAAGUUUGUCAGACCGGUUAGUCCGAGCGUUUUAAUGGUGGAUCCUAAUUCUGCCGAGAUAAUGGAGCGCACACUGCGUGAAAAAACCAUUAUGGAUGAAACUGAUUUGGUGUAG
Messenger RNA from Brienomyrus brachyistius, 876 nucleotides. RefSeq names its product protocadherin beta-4-like. Gene Ontology annotation, molecular function: calcium ion binding. The annotation marks the transcript as partial. Gene Ontology annotation, cellular component: plasma membrane. Lineage: Eukaryota; Metazoa; Chordata; Actinopteri; Osteoglossiformes; Mormyridae. Gene Ontology annotation, biological process: homophilic cell-cell adhesion. The record is from RefSeq and is a predicted model, not a curated record. The transcript is spliced from 2 exons.